CCAAGCCAAUCAGUAACUUCUACAGGAGUCCAGAAAUGAGUGAUUCUGUUGAAUUUGCUGUUGAUGUUUCUACUUCUGUUGAAAGUAUUGGAGCUUUGAAGGCAAAGUUAAAAGUAUAUUUGGAGAGUAGACCUCAACAUUGGCGUCCCAACCACAAUGUAGUGGUUAAGGAUAUUGAGAAUGUGAAUAAGUUGAAAAUGGCUCUAUAUGUUACUCACACCAUAAAUUUUCAAAACUAUGGGGAGAAGAGCAACCGAAGAUCCGAAUUAGUCCUAGAGUUAAAGAAAAUUUUUGAAGAUCUUAAUAUUAAAUAUCAUCUGCUCCCACAAGAAGUUCAUCUCAGUUAUGUAAGGUCACAAGACUCAACAGCACAGACAUUUUGAAGAUAUCUUGUACUUUCAUAAGGUGCAAGUGUGUAGCACAUUGUUGUUUUGCUGUUAAAUUUGUUCUACUCUAAUGAUUCUCUCCAUAGUCUAUCUAGUUUGAGAUCAAAGGUGGUGUGACAAAUUUGAUGAUCAGAAGUGAAAUUGGUUUGAACACUGUAUUUCCUAAUGAAAUAGCUGAGGCCAGGGAAGAAAGAAANAUGAUGUUUAAUGGCANUGUUCUGAGUAAGAUCACUCCAAGGGCUCUUGCUUAAAAGAACACACUUUGUGUGAAGUUUCAAAUUGCUCAAAGAAUGCCAAGUUGCCAAAUAAUAAAGAAAAGGAAGGGACUGGUAGUGGGGAUAAACAUCACUCAUUAAGAGAAUUGGAGAAGAUCAAAUCACAUGAUUUGCUUCUUCUUUUUUCCAUUUAUUAUUAUGUGUAAGAACCAGAGUCGUGUUUUAGUAUGAUGAUCUUUUGGUGUUAAUGUUGUACUAUUUUGUACCAU
This is a messenger RNA of Vigna radiata var. radiata (mung bean), 870 nucleotides long. Its product is annotated as mechanosensitive ion channel protein 10-like. The coding region runs from base 36 to 383 and encodes 115 amino acids. Gene Ontology annotation, cellular component: plasma membrane. Gene Ontology annotation, biological process: detection of mechanical stimulus; monoatomic anion transport. Lineage: Eukaryota; Viridiplantae; Streptophyta; Magnoliopsida; Fabales; Fabaceae. The record is from RefSeq and is a predicted model, not a curated record. The transcript is spliced from 2 exons. Gene Ontology annotation, molecular function: mechanosensitive monoatomic ion channel activity.